AUAUAAAUGCAAUUAGGAAAAAAAAUACGGAAUUCUAGUGACCCCUUAAGUUUGCAAAAUAAUGAGUAAGUGAUCUUAAAUUAAAAAACCUACAUACAUAUGUACAUAUAUAAUCUGCUAAUUCUUUUCAUAGAUUUAAAAAACGGUUUAGGCUAUCGAAGGAAGCGUUCAAUUUUCUUCUUGACGAAUUAGUAUUUGAAGGGCAACUUUCUACUACAGUUCCACCAAAAAUACAAUUAGCCGCUACCUUAUCCCUUUUAGCUUCUGGAGGUUUCCAACAUUCAGUGGGGAAUGACUUUCUAAUAGGCAUUAGUCAAAGUUCGAUCAGUAAAAUUACAAAGCGUGUGGUGGAUGAAAUGGAGCGAAAACUUUGUCCAAAAUUUAUAACGUUCAAUUGCAGAAAUAGUGACGAAUGCAAGGAGAACUUCAUGGCAAAAUAUAAUAUUCCAGGUGUUAUUGGGUGUGUUGAUGGGACCCAUUUUGGAUUGCAAAAACCUCCAAACGAGCAUAUGUUUUUUAACAGGAAAGACUUUCAUAGUCUAAAUUCAAUAAUAAUAUGCGACCAUCAAUAUAAAAUUUUGGCCAUAAAUUCUAAAUAUGGAGGAGCUGCUCAUGAUUCGUUUGUUUGGAAGGAAUCCGAAGAAAGAAUCCAUCUCGAACAAGAAUAUAAUAAUAAUUUAAGAAAUUUUUGGCUCUUAGGUAAGUAAUUCAAAAAAUAAAUUUUGGAUAUUUGUAAAUACGUCACAAAAAUAUUGUUUAUAUUUACAUGUAGGUGAUUCGGGAUA
Lucilia cuprina (Australian sheep blowfly) is the source of this 785-nucleotide messenger RNA. RefSeq names its product putative nuclease HARBI1. The transcript is spliced from 3 exons. NCBI's taxonomy places the organism in Eukaryota, Metazoa, Arthropoda, Insecta, Diptera, Calliphoridae. The record is from RefSeq and is a predicted model, not a curated record. The coding region runs from base 357 to 707 and encodes 116 amino acids.